GUGCUGCCCAACCCAGGGCUGCGGCGGCUGCUUCGCUUGGUGGAGCGCCGUGACGCCUUCGUGGAGGCCCAGGUCCGGCGUCACAAGGCCUGCCCAUCGCCCCCUGGGGACACGGUGCUGGGGGCGCUGCUGGGGGGGGACCCCAGUGUCCGGGGGGGGCCGCUGGGCCCCGACCGGCUGCACAUGGCCCUGGUCGACCUCUUCAUCGGUGGCACUGAGACGACAGCGGCCGCCCUGGCCUGGGCUGUGGCCUUCCUGCUGCACCGCCCUGAGGUGCAGGAGCGGGUGCGUGCAGAGCUGCGGCAGGAGCUGGGCCCCACGGGCACCCCCCAGGUGGGGGACAUGGGACGCCUGCCCCUGCUCCGCGCCACCGUCACCGAGACCCUGCGCCUGCGGCCGCCUGCGCCCCUGGCCCUGCCCCACUGCACACGCCGCCACACCAGUGUUGGGGGUGUCGCUGUGCCAGCUGGCUCCAUCGUCAUCCCCAACCUCUUCGCUGCCCACCAUGACCCUGAGAUCUGGCAUCGCCCUGACGAAUUCCUGCCAGAGCGGUUCCUGGAGCCAGGGGCGGCGCCCUGGCGAGCGCUGGUACCUUUCGGCUGUGGGGCCCGAUCCUGCCUGGGUGAGGCACUGGCACGAGCUGAGCUCUUUGUUUUCCUGGGCCACAUCCUGCAUCGCUUCCGCCUGGAGCCACCGGUGCCCGGGGCCCUGCCCAAACUGGGGGUGACAGCUGGCACUGUCCUGCGCUGCCCCCCAUUCUCCGUGCGCCUUGUGCCCUGCCAGCCCCCCACCCCCUGAGCCCCGAUGCCUGGGGACGCAGGGAAGCCUGGGCGCGCUUGCUGGUUGCUCGCAGCUUUUAUUGACCCCCCCUCCCAUAAAGGCUUCA
This is a messenger RNA of Oxyura jamaicensis (ruddy duck), 886 nucleotides long. RefSeq names its product steroid 21-hydroxylase. The transcript is spliced from 5 exons. NCBI's taxonomy places the organism in Eukaryota, Metazoa, Chordata, Aves, Anseriformes, Anatidae. Gene Ontology annotation, molecular function: iron ion binding; steroid 17-alpha-monooxygenase activity; heme binding. Gene Ontology annotation, biological process: hormone biosynthetic process; progesterone metabolic process. The record is from RefSeq and is a predicted model, not a curated record. The annotation marks the transcript as partial.